UCUCUCUCUCUCUCUUUUCCCUCUCUCGUGCGCGCGCACACGCGCGGACGCACAUAUAGCUGGAUCCCCGGCGGAGACGCGGACAGUGAAGAGCGGAGCGCGCACCGGACCGGCUUGUCAACUUGUCCACUUGGUUAUUUUCGCCCCACCACCACCACACCACACAAACACACACACACACACACACACACACGCAUCCUCUGCAACACACAGACUCCUCCGGCUCUCAUCCACACACACACACAGAGCCUCAGUCUGCUCGUCAUCGUCUGUACUACACUCCGGAGACUGCGGAUUUUAUCCCUGGUCCUUUCCCGUGGAUACAGAGAGCGCGCGCGCCGCUUCCCGGGACUCUGCUCUGUAUUUGUUUCCAUAGAGAGGAAAUUAAAAACAAAUAUCCACGUCUCUCCGUGUGUCGGUGCUGCUUUCUCCUCUGCGCUCCCUGCACCGGUCAGACUUGGAAAGAGCAACAGCCUCCGCCGGCGCGUCAGUGAGGUAGAGAAGCCCUACAUCAAGCUGCAGGCAUGGACGAGAUGGACCUGCCCCAGAUGAAGAAGGAGGUGGAGAGCCUCAAGUACCAGCUGGCCUUCAAACGAGAGAAGUCCUCCAAAACCGUGACUGAUUUGGUAAAGUGGAUCGAGGACGGCGUUCCGGAGGAUCCCUUUUUGAAUCCCGAGCUGAUGAAGAACAACCCGUGGGUGGAGAAAGGAAAAUGCAUCCUUCUCUAGAUGAAACCACUGACCCUGCCAUGAGUGUGCAACUGUAACCAUGCUGACCGACACACACCUACAGACGACUCCUGAACCUGACCCUUACUCGCCUGUGAAGGCCAUAGCAGGACAGCGCCUCCUAACCUCUCACCUUGAAUGUACAACCACUGAUAUGUAAAACCCCCCUCGACCUUAACCCUCCUGUUAAUGCACGCACGCACACACAUGCACCUGACUGCCACACCUUUUACUGCAAGUUUACUCGUGCCACGGUACUCCCAACACUUUAUAUGAAAACAUGUAUUUAUGCCACUGUCAGUCACAAGCCGCUUUCUCUUCUCUUUGACUCUUCAUCUCUUCUGAGCGCCACUCUUUGCGUCACCCUCGUACGAAAUGAUCACCCGCCGUUAAACGAAAACACGUUUUUAGACUAUUCCGUAAGAAUUUGGAAUCAUUUGAAAUACUAAACUAUGGGUUUAGAUGCGUCUGCAUUUGCCAGAUCACAAAUCACAAAUGCGACGUGAUAAUCACCGUUGCUUCUAGGGGCGUCAGUAACAGAUUAAACUGCAUGGUGAACCUUAUUUAUGGUACACGGCACCUUCUACUCAAUCAGACGCCAAUCCAUUUUAAAAUCACCACUUGUAUUUGAUUAAAUUUGAACACUAUACAUAUCCUACAAUCAUGUAAUGAGUUAGUACAGAUGCCAUUUUUAUGUGUUUCCAAGCCAUUUUUCAUUCAGCACGAUACAUGUUAUACACAUGUUAUAAUAACUGUCCA
Solea solea (common sole) is the source of this 1487-nucleotide messenger RNA. RefSeq names its product guanine nucleotide binding protein (G protein), gamma 13b (gene gng13b). NCBI's taxonomy places the organism in Eukaryota, Metazoa, Chordata, Actinopteri, Pleuronectiformes, Soleidae. Bases 525 to 728 code for a protein of 67 amino acids. The transcript has 3 exons. Gene Ontology annotation, biological process: sensory perception of taste; phospholipase C-activating G protein-coupled receptor signaling pathway. Gene Ontology annotation, cellular component: heterotrimeric G-protein complex. The record is from RefSeq and is a predicted model, not a curated record. Gene Ontology annotation, molecular function: G-protein beta-subunit binding.